AAUUGAUGGCUUCAAAUUGAAAUUAUGAUAAUAUAGGUAACAAAAGUAUGCCAAAAAAAAAUAAAAAACUUUUUUCGUCUAGAUCUCUUAAACAUACAAAGAGCACAGAAGAAUGUCUAGACAUUAUUUCCACUUCUUCUUUCUGGACAAACUUAUUAGGAAAAAUUAAAGAAUUAUUAAAUGAAUCUAAUCCAUUAUCAAUCCUAUGUUAUGGGUUAGGAAAUUUCUUGGAAAAUAUACAAUCUAAAUAUCAAUUAAGUUUACUUUUAGCAAUUAAAAAUGAGUUAAAUGUUGAAAAAUGUUAUGUUUAUGAUCCUACAUUUACGGAUAAUGAACGUAUUUAUUUAGCCAAGAUUGGAUGCGAUUUGAUCAGUCAUAAUGAGGAAGGAAAACGGAAAUUGUCACCAGAUACAUUUGUAUACAUGCCACAUUGUCCAAAGCAGUUACUGAAUAAUUUACUAUGGGCAAAUUGGGAUAAAGUUGUACUAACAACUUGUAUAUUUGUUUGUAAUAGCAUUGAUCAAACAGUUACUUCAACACCUAAUAGGAUUUUAAAUAAGGAUGCAUAUUACAUACAAAAAGUAUCUCCAUAUGUCAAUGAACAAAAAUUUCCUAAUGAUUUUAUAUAUGAUGAUAUAUUCAAUGAUAUGUCACUUCAUACUUUUCCCUAUGAAAAAUUGAAUGUAUUAGAAGAUAUUUUUUGGAAACGUGGUGAAGAACCAUCUUAUGACAAUGAUGUAUUAGAAUUUAUAACAAAAUUUGAGUGUAUGUCAUUUCGUUAAUAAAAUUUAAGUUUUAUGUUAUAAA
Molecule: messenger RNA, 807 nt
Organism: Sipha flava (yellow sugarcane aphid)
Lineage: Eukaryota; Metazoa; Arthropoda; Insecta; Hemiptera; Aphididae
Product: SRR1-like protein
Exons: 2
Coding region: 48-782 (244 amino acids)
Biological process (GO): microtubule-based process
Cellular component (GO): cytoplasm; nucleus
Source: RefSeq, a predicted model, not a curated record